Messenger RNA from Sceloporus undulatus (fence lizard), 1864 nucleotides. RefSeq names its product four and a half LIM domains 2 (gene FHL2). Gene Ontology annotation, cellular component: Z disc; nucleus. Gene Ontology annotation, molecular function: transcription factor binding; transcription coregulator activity. The record is from RefSeq and is a predicted model, not a curated record. The transcript has 7 exons. Lineage: Eukaryota; Metazoa; Chordata; Lepidosauria; Squamata; Phrynosomatidae. Gene Ontology annotation, biological process: negative regulation of calcineurin-NFAT signaling cascade; negative regulation of transcription by RNA polymerase II. Bases 279 to 1118 code for a protein of 279 amino acids.
CUGGCCUUUGUCUCCCCUCACUCCCUGACCAGAACACACAGACUUCAUCCAGCAAGGCUGUGAAGGCAGACGCCUGUUUCCACACAACACAGACGGCUGAACAGAAAUUUGAAGAGCUGCUUGCACAGUGUGGAGGAUUCCCCGGCUAGCUUUCCAUCUCCUCUUCUCCCUGCCAGCCGGUCACUGUGUUGCCCAUUGAUUCAUGGAUGUGACUCCCCAUUUCAACUCCAGAGGGUACCAUUAACUACCUACCUGCUGGAGAAAUCCUAGAUGUCAAAAUGACAGAACGCUUUGACUGCCACUACUGCAAGGAGACCCUGUUUGGCAAGAAGUACAUCCUGAGGGAAGACAACCCCUACUGCAUUAAGUGCUACGAGAGCCUGUACUCCAACACCUGUGAGGAAUGUAAAAAGCCAAUUGGCUGUGAUUGUAAGGAUCUAUCCUACAAGGACCGGCACUGGCAUGAAACCUGUUUCCACUGCUUCCAGUGUAAGAACUCGCUGGUGGACAAACCUUUUGCUGCAAAAGAAGAGCACCUUCUCUGUACUGAAUGUUACUCAAAUGAAUAUUCCUCUAAGUGUAGUGAGUGCAAGAAGACCAUCAUGCCAGGUACACGCAAGAUGGAAUACAAAGGAAAUAGUUGGCAUGAGACCUGCUUUAUCUGCCAUCGGUGUCAACAGCCCAUUGGAACAAAGAGUUUCAUCCCCAAAGACAAUCAAAAUUUCUGUGUGCCCUGCUAUGAGAAGCAGUUUGCUAUGCAGUGUGUCCAGUGCAAGAAGUCGAUCACUACAGGAGGAAUUACUUACCGGGAGCAACCAUGGCACAAAGAGUGCUUUGUAUGUACUGGAUGCAAAAAACAGCUGUCUGGACAACGUUUUACUUCCCGAGAUGAGUUUGCAUACUGUCUGAACUGUUAUUGCAAUCUCUAUGCCAAGAAGUGUGCAGGAUGCACUAAUCCAAUAAGUGGACUGGGAGGCACCAAAUAUAUCUCCUUUGAGGAACGCCAAUGGCACAAUGACUGCUUCAAUUGUAAGAAAUGUUCCCUGUCAUUAGUGGGCCGUGGUUUCCUCACAGAAAGGGAUGACAUCCUGUGUCCUGAGUGUGGGAAAGACAUUUAGAAGUAGUUUUAAAUAGCUGUUCAUAAAAUGCAUAUAUUUUCCAAAAUGAGUAAUGAUGUGUAUGGCUUUUGAUCAGAUGUGAAAAAUGUGAUGUCUUGUUGUUACAGCAAUUUACUAUAUAUACUAAUAAGUUAACUUUUCCCCCCUAGAUAUUAGUAAUGCAUUGGAGAAGGAGAAGUAACAAAAGGGAAGGUGAUUUUGACACUAGCUGUUAGGUAAUAAAUGUAAUUCAGAAUCACUUGUGAGCUAUUCAGACAAUAUCCAUAUAUAUUUCUUUUUAGCAGAUGGGUGCAGUGCAAAAUAUACUUUUCAAAAUGGGUCUUCCCAACAGAUUACCAUGACCACUGUUUAGCUAGAGCAAAAAAAUCAUUAUUUCUUAUGUCUCAUGGCAGAUGUGAAGGGGAUUAUAUGUAGGAAAUACAUAGAACGUUUUGUGUCUCAUGCCUUAAAAUGAGAGAUUAAGGCUGCUACUCUGAGUGUUGUUACAUUGGAAUAACUCUCACUCAGCUCUGUGGGAUUGUCUCUGAAUAAACCACACACAGGAUCAGAUUGCAUGAAAUUUAAAUGGAACACAAUAUUACACAGUAUUGAAAGAUCAGUGCACAAAGUACAUUUUUAGUUUUUGGUACUUCUUUUGAAAUUUCAUUUCACCGUGUAUUUUAUGAAGAAAAUGCAUUUCUAACAAGUCUACUGUGUUUUGGUGAAUGUUGAUGUUUUAAAAUUUACUUCUAAUAAAUAUUAGCAUU